Messenger RNA from Carlito syrichta (Philippine tarsier), 1957 nucleotides. It is a transcript of the gene TIGD1, whose product is annotated as tigger transposable element derived 1. Bases 50 to 1549 code for a protein of 499 amino acids. Gene Ontology annotation, cellular component: nucleus. Lineage: Eukaryota; Metazoa; Chordata; Mammalia; Primates; Tarsiidae. Gene Ontology annotation, molecular function: DNA binding. The transcript is spliced from 2 exons. The record is from RefSeq and is a predicted model, not a curated record.
AGUUGCGAACGUUCAAAGAUGUGAACGUGCGCUCGCAUGUCCAAUCACGAUGUCCAGAAGCAAGCGUAAAAGCGACGAUGUAGCCGGUACUGCUAAGAAGCGUCAAGCAAUAACGAUGGAGACAAAAGUGAAAAUCAUUGAGAGAGUGGAACGAGGCGAAAAGAUGGUCGAUGUCGCUCGUUCUUAUAACAUGAAUCGUUCGACCAUCUGCACGAUUCUGAAGAACAAGGACAAGAUCAUGGAACACAUGAAGUCCGCCGUGCCAAUGUCGACGAUAAUUUCAAAGAAGCGCGGGAAAGUGAUGGAGGAGAUGGAGAAGCUUCUCAGCGUGUGGAUGCAGGACCAGCAUCAGCGUCGAGUCCCGCUCAGCUUGAUGCUGAUUCAAGAGAAAGCCAAAAGCCUUUAUGAAGACUUGAAGAAGAAGCACGGCGAAGAAUCAGAGGGCGCAUCUUUCAAUGCCAGCCAUGGCUGGUUUCAUCGGUUCAAGGCUAGAGCCAACCUCCACGUCAAAGUCAGUGGCGAGGCAGUGAGCGCAGACACAGUCGCUGCCCGGGAAUUUCCCGAAACGCUUCGCGAAAUCAUCGACGAAGGCAUGUAUUUACCCGAGCAGGUUUUCAAUGUGGACGAGACAGGACUGUACUGGAAGAGGAUGCCAGACCGAAGCUACAUCAGUAAGGAGGAAAAGCUGAUGCCAGGCUAUAAAGCGGCCAAGGACAGGCUAACUCUGUUGUUUGGUGGCAACGCUGCGGGUGAUAUGAAGCUGAAGCCUCUCUUAGUUUAUCAUUCGGAGAACCCAAGGGCCCUUAAAAACAUAGCCAAGGGCUCCCUUCCUGUGGUCUGGAAGAGUAACCCCAAAGCCUGGGUUACACAGGCCAUCUUCCAGGACUGGUUUUUCCACCACUUUAUCCCGGAGGUGGAAAAAUACUGCUUAGAGAAGGACGUGGCAUUCAACAUUCUCUUGCUGCUCGACGACGCCCCGGGCCACCCUCCCUCCAUGGAUGACUUCCAUCCCAACAUCCGAGUAGCACACCUGCCACCAAACACCACAUCACUCAUCCAACCCAUGGACCAGGGAGUUAUAGCAACGUUCAAGAAACAUUAUUUAUGUCACACUUUCCGACAGGCGGUAAAGGCAAGUGACGAGUCAGGAACAACCUUGCGGCAGUUCUGGAAGGACUAUAACAUCUACCAGGCCAUAAAAAACAUUGACUUCGCCUGGCGGGCGGUCACGGCCGUCACCAUGAACGGGGUUUGGAAGAACCUUUGCCCUCAGUUUGUUCACGACGCUCGUGGGUUCGAGAAGGUGGAUGCGGAGUCCAAAGAGGUCUUCAGCGACCUAGUGACCCUCGGCGAGAAGCUGCAGCUCCAUCUGCGAGAGGACGACUUCCUGGAGCUCCUGGCCGUGCAACACGAAGAGCUCACGAACGAAGACCUGAUGGCACUGGAGGCCCAGAGAAAGGACGAAGAGAGACAGGAGGGAGAAGCAGCAGGUGGAGAACCCGAUGAGACUCAUGGCCUGGGAGACGGCAAGGGGGCUUUCUGUAUUUGAGGGGGCACUGCUAGUGUCUGGGGCACAGGGCCUGAAGGCAGAAUGGUACUUGAAAGCUGCAGUCGCCGUUCAGAAUGCAGUCCCGUGCUACCGUGUCUGUGACGAGCAAAAAAGAGCUACUCUCCAGACAUCACUGAAUCGCUUUUUCAAGCAGGUAGAUCAAACUGGAUCCCGUGAGGAACCAGAACCUGCGCCGUCAACGUCAGGCGAAGUUGAGUGAGGUUGCGGCUCGCCUUCCAUCUUCUGUUGCCGACCAUCCUUCAGCUCUGCCAUCUCCCCCCCUUUCCCCUCCUCCGGUCAGUAACUGUUUUGCGGCUCGCUUGAUGCCAGUCCCCGGAUGCCGGCUGUUGUACUACUGUACUUUUCAAGGCACUGUACCGUCAGAUUAAAAAUGCUUGCUUUAUCUUU